This is a messenger RNA of Aspergillus puulaauensis, 1506 nucleotides long. RefSeq names its product translation initiation factor 4B. Lineage: Eukaryota; Fungi; Ascomycota; Eurotiomycetes; Eurotiales; Aspergillaceae. The transcript has 6 exons. The record is from RefSeq and is a predicted model, not a curated record. Gene Ontology annotation, molecular function: RNA binding. Bases 1 to 1506 code for a protein of 501 amino acids.
AUGGCGCCCGGAAAGCAAAAGGCCCAGAAGAUGUCCUUAGGGAACUUCCUGGCUGAUGAUAACCUUGGCUCUUGGGCUGAUGAGAUGGAGGACAUGCCCAUGCCUGUCCCUGCUCAGAACAGCUUUGGAGGCGACCGCCGUCCCCCUCUUUCGUCUUCUGCUGGUUUCGGUGGACCCGUCUUCAAUGACCGUGGCUUUGCCUUGAGAGAGCCCCUGCCGCUACCUACCGAGCCUCCUUACACCGCUCAUGUUGGAAACCUGUCUUUCGAUGCUACUGAUGCCGAUAUCUCGGAGUUGUUCGUGGAUUGCGGUGUGACGAACGUCCGUAUCGUUGAGGACAAAUUGACAAGGAGCCCCAAGGGUUUCGGUUACGUCGAAUUUGAAACUGUCGAUGGUCUCAAGAAGGCUCUCGACUUCUCUGGUGCCUCCCUUCAGGGACGAUCCAUCCGUAUUAGCAUUGCGGAGCCCCCCAAGGACCGUGAUGUGAAGGAACUCGACUGGACUCGUAGAGGGCCUCUUCCCGAUGCUCCCCAGCGCCGUGUGCCUGACCGCUCCUCUUUCGGUCGCAACAUGGACAAUGUCUCAGACGCCGGCAGCGAGCCGCGACGCCGUGGUGGUUUCGAGAGUGACGGCAAGGUCCGCGACUUCUCGAACUGGGAACGCAAGGGUCCUCUUUCUCCCCCACCUGCCAGAGAGGGUGGCCGCCCCAGCAGCAAUGAAGGCCCCGCUUUCAGAACUCGCUCGCCCGCUUGGGGUGAGGGACGCUCUCAGGAUGGCUCGCGACCUCCCCGACGCGAGUUCCAAGAACGCGCACCCACCGCCGCUGAAAUGGAUAACCAAUGGAGAUCCAGAAUGAAGCCUGAUGCGCCAAAGGAACCUAGCAACCCGCCCUCUCCCGCUCCUGCAGCAGCCACUCCCGCUACUACCGCUGCUGCUCCUGCCCCUGCACCUGCUCAACGACCGAGGCUGAACCUCCAGAAGCGGACCGUGCCGGAAGCCGCCGCUAGCCCCACCGGCACUGCGGAAUCCAAGUCUAGCAUUUUCGGUGGUGCUCGGCCAAUUGAUACCGCAACCAGAGAGAAGGAGGUUGAGCAACGGCGUCAACUUGCUCUGCGCCAGAAGAAGGAGGCAGACGAGAAAGCAAAGGCUGAGAAGGCCGAGAAGCAGCGAGCUUCCAAGGAGGCGGCCAAAUCCGAGAAGCCUGCGUCUACUCUGGACCCCAAUGGCAAGGACCAAGCUGAGAUACCCCGGGGCGGCGCUAACUUCGAGAUCCUCCGGCGGGCCGGUGAGGACGAGAGCGGGAUGAACGCCGAUCAGGAUCCAGAGCAGAAGGGUGCUGAAGGUGGCGCCACUGCUACUGCCGAGGCCACAAAGGACGACGAUAAGACGAAUGGUUCCUGGAGGGCUGGACCUACCUCCGAUAACGCGAGCGGUGACGACGAAGGCUGGAGCACUGUGAGCACAAAACAGCGCAGCAACCGCCGUGGUGGCCGUAACGUCGCAUAG